Pipistrellus kuhlii (Kuhl's pipistrelle) is the source of this 3651-nucleotide messenger RNA. RefSeq names its product ArfGAP with SH3 domain, ankyrin repeat and PH domain 3 (gene ASAP3). Gene Ontology annotation, molecular function: protein binding; GTPase activator activity. Lineage: Eukaryota; Metazoa; Chordata; Mammalia; Chiroptera; Vespertilionidae. Gene Ontology annotation, biological process: cell migration; positive regulation of GTPase activity. The record is from RefSeq and is a predicted model, not a curated record. Gene Ontology annotation, cellular component: focal adhesion; cytoplasm.
GGCCCGGACGGCGCCCUCGGAGGACGGUGCGGCCAGCCAGAGCUGUGUAGUGAGCGCGCCCCGCGCCCCGCGCCCGCAGCCCCGGAGCCCCCGCCGCCCUGAGCCCCCGCCCCGCGCCCACCAUGCCCGAGCAGCUCAGCGUCGCGGAGUUCCUGGCCGUCACCGUGGAGGACCUCAACUCCCCGGCUGGGGCCGCCGCCUUCGCCGCCAAGAUGCCCCGGUGCCGGGGGGCGGCGCUGGUGCGGGAGGAGAUGCUGGAGGGAGACCAGGCCAUCCUGCAGAGAAUAAAGAAGGCCGUGCGAGCCAUCCACAGCUCUGGUCUCGGCCACGUGGAGAACGAGGAGCACUACCGUGAGGCCGUGGAGUCCUUGGGCAACAGCCACCUGUCCCAAAACAGCCACGAGCUGUCCACCGGCUUCCUGAACUUGGCCGUGUUCACCCGCGAGGUGGCCGCGCUCUUCAAGAACCUGGUCCAGAACAUGAACAACAUUGUCUCUUUCCCGCUGGACAGUCUGUUGAAGGGGCACCUGAGGGAUGGGCGACAGGAUUCCAAGAAACACCUGGAGAAGGCAUGGAAGGACUAUGAAGCCAAAAUGGCCAGGCUGGAGAAGGACAGGGACCGGGCCAGAGGGACAGGGGGAAGCCACGGGGAGGUGGCCCAGGACACGCAGAGGGAGCGACGCCUCUUCCAGCUGCACAUGUGCGAGUAUCUGCUGAAAGCCGGGGAGAGCCAGAUGAAGCAAGGCCCCGACUUCCUGCAGAGCCUCAUCAAGUUCUUCCAUGCCCAGCACAACUUUUUCCAAGAUGGCUGGAAGGCCGCGCAGAGCCUGUCCCCCUUCAUCGAGAAGCUGGCGGCCUCGGUACACGCGCUGCGCCAAGCCCAGGAGGAGGAGCUGCAGAAGCUGACCCAGCUCCGGGACUCCCUCCGAGGGAUGCUGCAGCUGGAGAACAGAGAGGACCACAUGAGCCGGAAGAACUCGGGAGGCGGCUACAGCAUCCACCAGCACCAAGGCAACAAGCAGUUUGGGACGGAGAAGGUGGGCUUUCUGUACAAGAAGAGUGAUGGAAUCCGAAGAGUCUGGCAGAAAAGGAAGUGUGGAGUCAAGUAUGGCUGCCUGACCAUCUCACACAGCAUGAUAAACCGGCCCCCCGUGAAGCUGACCCUGCUGACCUGCCAAGUGAGGCCAAACCCCGAGGAGAAAAAGUGCUUUGACCUGGUGACCCACAACAGGACGUACCACUUCCAGGCGGAGGACGAGCAUGAGUGUGAGGCGUGGGUGUCGGUGCUGCAGAACAGCAAGGACGAAGCCCUGAGCAGUGCCUUCCAAGGGGAGCCCAGCGGCCUCCUGGGGCCCUGGGGGGGCGCCGGGCUGGACGGGGAGCUCCAGGACCUCACCAAGCUGCUCAUCGCGGAGGUGAAGAGCAGGCCCGGCAACGGCCAGUGCUGCGACUGCGGGGCUGCAGACCCCACGUGGCUCAGCACCAACCUGGGCGUGCUCACCUGCAUCCAGUGUUCCGGCGUCCACCGCGAGCUGGGCGUGCGCUUCUCGCGAAUCCAGUCCCUCACCUUGGACCUGCUGUGCCCCUCGGAGCUGCUGCUGGCCUUGAACAUCGGAAACACGCGCUUCAAUGAAGUCAUGGAGGCCCAGCUGCCCUCACACGGCGGCCCUAAACCCUCAGCGGACAGUGACAUGAGUGCCCGCAGGGACUACAUCGUGGCCAAGUACGUGGAGCACAGGUUCGCCCGGCGGUCCACGCCUGAGCCUCAGAGGCUCUGGAUGGCCAUUUGCAACCAGGACCUCCUGUCCGUGCUGGAGGCCUUCGCGAACGGGCAGGACUUCGGGCAGCUGCUGCCAGGGCCUGAGGGCCAGGCACCUGGAGAGCUCGCCCUGCACUUGGCUGUCAGAGUCGCCAACCAGGCCUCGCUGCCCCUGGUGGAUUUCAUCAUCCAGAAUGGCGGUCACCUGGAUGCCAAGGCUGCUGAUGGGAACAGUGCCCUGCACUACGCUGCUCUCUACAACCAACCUGACUGCCUCAAGCUGCUGCUGAAAGGGAGAGCUUCUGUUGGCCCAGUGAACGAGGAAGGAGAAACAGCUCUGGACAUAGCCAGGAAGAAGCAGCACAAGGAGUGUGAGGAGCUGCUGGAACAGGCCAAGGCGGGAACCCUGGCCUUCCCCCUGCAUGUGCACUACUCCUGGGGAAUCUCCGCAGAGCACGACUCUGACAGCGAGGAGGAGGAGGAAGAGAAGCACUGUCCCCUGAAGCCCCCGGCCCAGACCCACUGGGCCAGUGGGAGGAUGGACAUCAGCAACAAGACCUACGAGACUGUCACCAACCUGGGGUCAGCUGCCCCUCAGAGCCAGAGUGAGGACUGCCCCCCACCCUUACCCGUCAAAAACCCUUCUCGGACCGUGGUCCAAGGCCGUGCGGGACAUGCCAGUGGAGAUCAUUCCGAAGUCCCCAGCCUCGGCUCAGAGGCUCCUGGGGCUCCCGAGAGCCAGAACAGUCCAACGUCCUCCUCCUCUAGCCUUACAAGUCCCGUGGAACUUGGGGGUGCUAACCAAAUCCCACCCAGCUCCGAAGAGGCUCUCUUGGAGUCCCCAGGCACCUCCCGACCCAGCCUGACAUCUGGAAACACACCCCCCGUCCGAUUCAGCUCCGAGAGCACCCGUUCCUACCGGCGCGGGGCACAGAACCCGGAAGACUGUCCCUCAGCCAGGCAGCCUCCACCCAGAAGGAACAUGCCGGUUGGCUUCACUGAAGGAGAAGGCUCAAGAACUGGGGUUCUCCCAGCAAGUUCUGUGCUGCUUUUGCAAGACUAGCUCCUUGCUGGCCCUUGCAUGCCUGAACCACCCUCCUGCUGGACCCCAGCGUUCAGAGCUAGGACUUGAGGGCACAAGACUAAGGAGCUGAGGUGUUCACUUCCUUGGGUCAUGCUGUCUCUGUCUCAGUGGCCCUAUGGCUGGCCUUCAUCCCUGCCAUGGGCCCAUGCCCCUGCCAAGGAUGCUGGGCCCUUCCAUGUUAGGGCUUGGUGGUGGUUCUUUCCCCUCCAUCUCAUUGCUUCCCAGGGUGAGGGAGCCCUUUGGCUGGAUCUGAGUGCUCCCAGCUACUUCAGCUGCAGAACCCUCAGUCCCUCAUCGGACCAGGACUAUUUCUUCCGUCAUUCUGAGGCUCCACAAGAGUAGGACCAGGCUGCCUUCAUCAUUCUCCAGACCAGGGAUUCUGCCAGACUAGGGACCAUCUCCUCAUCCUUUCAUUAGUAUUUCUUCACUGAGUUCUGGCUCUUGUCUAGAUCUGUACUAGAUACUACAGAUGCCACGUGACUAAGACAAGGGUCCUGCAGAUGUGGUCCCUUGCUGGGAAGCCGGUCCCAAGGGUUGAGCUUGGGAAUGGGCCGGGGCAGAUGGUUCUGGCUUGAGGGGCAGACUGACAAUCAGCUGUGUGACUUCGCAGUUGCCUACAGCCCAUCCAUUCUGGUUGGUCAUGUCCAUGCCGUACUUUCAGUUACGUAGCCUGAUUAUCAUUCCUUUCGAGGGAUAGCACAGCCUUCUGGGGAUCCUCUACUACAUCCCCAGCCAAGAAGCAGCCUGCCCGCUCUCCUUGACUUAGCAGGAAAGGAAGGGAUGGUCCCAGAUGAUGGGUCCUCACUUC